Messenger RNA from Dufourea novaeangliae, 1388 nucleotides. RefSeq names its product mpv17-like protein. The transcript is spliced from 6 exons. NCBI's taxonomy places the organism in Eukaryota, Metazoa, Arthropoda, Insecta, Hymenoptera, Halictidae. The coding region runs from base 258 to 959 and encodes 233 amino acids. The record is from RefSeq and is a predicted model, not a curated record. Gene Ontology annotation, cellular component: cytoplasm; membrane.
AUUGACGCAACCGGGACGUGAUUGGUUUUGAUUAGAUGUAAGUGACCGUAGCCGGGUGCACGUGUAGUGUCGCGUACGUAUCUUCUGCGGAGCAGUAUUUCAAGUGUACCGAUACUUCUCAGUUCAUUAGACAAUCGAUAAUACAUUCAAAGUAAAGAACAAAUACUUUGUUUGCGGAUGAAGUUAUAUAGGAACCGCAAGGAUUGGAAGAUAAAGUGAGACAAAUUUUUUCAUCACUCAGAGGCUGGUAAACGAUCAUGGCUGUACCAGGAAUAUUACGGAAGUUGAAGAUUUCAGCUCAGAAAAGACCGUUGCUCUUCAACUCUAUAAUAUAUGGAUCCUUUUACACCGGUGCCGAGUUCGCUCAACAAACCUAUAACAGAGCAGUAAAGUCUUCAUUACCGUCCCCGGUGCCGGAGAGGGUGGAACAGGUGAACACAAUCGAUGCCAAUACGCGGCCACUGGUUUGGAUGAGACGAUUCAACGAGACUUUAGGUUUAUCGGACGACGAUAGUUUGACGCAAUCAAGGAAUUAUAAUUGGGCUCAACUUAAGCGAUACGCUAUCUACGGUUGCUUCAUAGCAGGGCCAGUGCUGCACGGAUGGUAUAAAUGGUUGGAUACGUUCUACAAAGGUCAGGCAAUGAAGGUCGUUCUAGUGAAACUUUUCGUUGACCAAUUCAUUCUUACACCGCCAUUAGUUGUGGUAUUUUUUAUCUGUAUGAGCCUAAUGGAGAGCAAAACAGACGUUCUCGGUGAAUGUAAAGCAAAGUUCCUUCAAACGUUCAAGACCUCUUGUAUGUACUGGUUGCCGGUGCAAUUCUUAAAUUUCUCACUAAUACCGCCGGCGUUGCGAGUGUCGUUCGUCAGCGUUGCGGCGUUUUGUUGGGUGAAUAUUCUUUGUUACUUGAAAAGCGUACCUUUAUCCGAGUGUAACCCGAAUAAUAAGAUUAAGUAUUAACUUCUCGUGUCGAACUGAGUAGUAUAUCAAACACUUCUGCAUUAGUGCACUUGUAAAUGAUGUACAACAAUGAACAUAUAUAUUUUAAUAGGCACAUUUCAAUCUCGUCUUGCGUAAAUUAAUUUAUUAGCAACUUUUAACGACGAAAGAAACACUGCGUAUGAAAACAUAUCUAAGAACAAAAAUAUUUUUACAUUAGAUUUAGAAAAUAUUUUACGAUAACUCUAUAACGUUCUUGGCAUCGUAACCCGAGGGUACAAAUAUACGUAUUUAAAAAAUAGAAUUCUGAAUAACUUUCUGGCUUUCACUGCUAAAUUUUAUGCAGUUAAUUCUGUUCGCAAUACUUACAUAUACAAGCACGAUAGAGUAAUACUUCAACACAUCGACAAAAGGAACAGUAUUCUCGUAUCUUUUGCAAUAAAUUUUAAG